Molecule: messenger RNA, 1386 nt
Organism: Thunnus maccoyii (southern bluefin tuna)
Lineage: Eukaryota; Metazoa; Chordata; Actinopteri; Scombriformes; Scombridae
Gene: mmp13b
Product: matrix metallopeptidase 13b
Exons: 11
Coding region: 1-1386 (461 amino acids)
Biological process (GO): proteolysis; extracellular matrix organization; collagen catabolic process
Cellular component (GO): extracellular matrix
Molecular function (GO): zinc ion binding; metalloendopeptidase activity
Source: RefSeq, a predicted model, not a curated record
AUGACAAUGAUAGCUUUGCUGCUGCUGGCGCUGGUCGCUCACUCCUUUGCUCUGCCUCUGCCCUCUGAGGACACAGACAACGUGCUUUUAGCAGAGAAAUACCUUCGUCGGUUCUAUGGCCUUCCAGCUGGUCUCCAAGGUAGACAGGGCUCAACAAGUAGCUUUCAGACCAAGAUCAAGGAAAUGCAGAAAUUCUUCAAACUAAAGGUGACGGGGAAUCUGGAUGACAAUACUUUGGACCUGAUGAAGCAGGCCAGAUGUGGUGUCCCAGAUAUUGGCGAAUACAACCACUUCCCUCAACACCUUAAAUGGCAAAAUAACAACGUCACAUUCAGGAUAUUGAAUUAUACACCAGAUCUGAAGAAGGCUGAUGUAGACAGAGCCAUCCGCAAUGCGCUGAACGUUUGGGCUGAUGUCACCCCUCUGAUCUUUAAGAAGCUGCAUGAGGGCACCGCUGACAUUAUGAUCAGCUUUGGAACAAAAGAACAUGGAGACUACAAUCCCUUUGAUGGGCCAGAUGGACUGUUGGCUCAUGCUUACCCACCUGGCCAAGGACUCGGAGGAGACACUCACUUUGAUGAGGACGAACACUGGACCAAAGAUUCAUCAGCUUACAACCUGUUCAUAGUGGCAGCCCAUGAGUUGGGCCACGCCCUCGGAAUGUCUCAUUCUUCAGACGUGGGCGCCCUGAUGUACCCCAUCUACUCAUACGAUACAGGCUACCCACUGUCUGAGGACGACAUUGAAGGCAUUCAAGCUCUCUACGGCCCAAACCCGAAUCCAAAGAAGGUGAAGCCAAAGCCUGACGCACCGAACAAAUGUGACCCCAUGUUAAGUUUCGACGCUGUCACAGAGCUCAGAGGGGAAACCAUUGUCUUCAAAGACAGAUUCUACUGGCGUCUGCAUCCUCAGAUGCCAGAGCCAGAGGAGACACUGAUCCAGACCACAUGGCCAUCCCUCCCCAAAAAGGUGGACGCUGCGUACGAGAACCCAGAGAAGGAUGUGGUCAUCAUAUUUAGCGGGAUCCGAAUGUGGGCUUUGAAUGGAUAUAACCUUGUUGAUGGUUACCCGAAGUACAUUCAUAAGCUUGGACUUCCCAAGAGCAUAAGGAAAAUCGAUGCAGCUGUCUACAUCAGAGACACAGGGAAAACUCUACUCUUCACCGAUGAGGAAUACUGGAGCUAUGAUGAAGCGACAGGCACCAUGGAUAAGGACUACCCAAGAUCCAUUGAAGACGAUUUUCCUGGAAUGGAUGACGAAGUCGACGCUGCUGCUUAUCACUACGGAUACUUGUAUUUCUUCCAUGAACACCUGCAGUACGAGUACAGUUACACCUCAAGGAAGGUCAUGCGCAUCCUGAGAACGAACUCCCUUCUCAACUGCUGA